UUCCCCGACUGCAGCUGGCGCCAUGUCGGCUACCCGCGGCGCCCCCGUGGAACUCGGCUUCGCCGCGCUGCCGCCGUCCUCCUCGUGGCGUCUCCGCGCCGCCAACUUCCCCAGCAAAGUGGGAGGCCGCCCCGCGUGGCUCGGCCGCGACCCGCUGCCGGGCCUCGCCGAGCAGCUCGCGUGCGGCCGGUGCGCCAACACGUGCGCCUUCCUACUGCAGGUGUACGCUCCUCUUCCUAACCGCGACGACUGCUUCCACCGCUCGCUGCUGCUGUUCUGCUGCCGGGACCCCACGUGCUACGCCGAGUUGCACGACCCGCGCUGCCUGCGGGUGGUGCGCUGCCAGCUGCCUCGCAAGAACCCAUUCUACUCCUUUGAUCCGCCCCCGGACGAUCCUCCCUCGGGCACGACAGCGGCGGUGACAGCAGCAGAGUCCGAGGAGGCAGGGGAAGCAUGGAGCCAUCGUCUGUGCCUCGUGUGCGGGGGCCCGGGCCCCAAGGCCUGCUCGCGGUGCCACACAGCGGCCUACUGCGGGAAGCGGCACCAGGCAAUGGACUGGAAGGCCGGACACAAGCACGAGUGCGGCCACGCGGCCGAGCCUCCGCAGACGCCGCCCGAACGCGACCACGGCUUCCUCUUUCCCGAGUUGGAGAUCUUAACCGAGGCCGAGGAGGAUGAUGAUGACGACGACGACGAGGUGGAGGACGAGCAGAAGGAAGAGGAAGCUACAUCGGACGCAAGCCAAGGCGCGUUGAAGGCGGCCACGGAAAGCGAGUUUGACGAGCAGCAGCUGGAGGCCGUGGCGCGCAGGGAAAGCGCAGACGACCGCGCCUUCCGCCUCUUCAAGGAGAGGAUCGCUCGCGACCCCAAGCAGGUGCUGCGGUACAGCCGGGAAGGACAGCCCCUGUGGGUGUCAAGUGAACACGUGGCCACAGCCUCUGACAUCCCAGCCUGCUCCUGUGGAAGUCCCCGCACUUUCGAGUUCCAGGUGAUGCCACAGCUGUUGAGCGAGCUGCACGUGGACAGCCUGAGCACGAGCAUCGACUGGGGCACCUUGGUGGUGUACACAUGCUCACGGAGUUGCACGCCGCGGGACGGACCCCACGCGUACAGUUCAGAGUUCGUCUGGAAGCAGGAUUUUGUGCACAGCGCCGGGGGACUGCGCCAGCAGCGCCAAUGACAAGUGUUUAAAACGUGCAGUAAAUCCACUGCUGGGUGAAGAACUCUUCCCCCAAGCUGUCGCCAUCUCUCACGGUCCUGCGAUGUAACAAAAACAAAUGUCUCCCGCAUAGCCUGAAGACUGUUAGGGAAAGUGCUGUUUGGCGAGUAACGCCUACGAAGGGCGGCUCGGCACAUUAAGAGGGUGGGUGAUGCCACGUACAGCCACCUUUGUCAUCCCCCCAGUGCCGAUGUUUAUAGACGACCCCAGGUACUCAUUUAAGGCCGAGUCGAGCUAGGGGAGGCCCUGGAGCAGUUCAUACAAGUCACUUGUAUUGGUCGUGAGCGGGAAGCUAUUUCGGGUCAUGGGGUUUGUAGCUAACCGGCGCGAUGAAUUAUAAAUUGCUCCUCCAUGAUAGAGCAUUGUCUGCUGUAAAUUAUUUUGUACAGUAAUAAAAACAUUCUUGAAAUAAUUUUUAAAUGUUAUUCGCUUCACACACCCAUGAGAUCUUUGAAUAGUGUAAGUGUUAUAAAUAUACAUAAAAACGUAUUUGGAAGUCCACUAGUAACCAGUGUACUCUUCUUGAGAACUUAUUUUAUACUUUUGGCAGGACAUCUGCAGCUAACCAUGUCUGACGUUUUGAUCCAUGUGCUGGAUGCUUCUUCGUACACUUCAGUUCCUUAAGAAGCUCCCAACUUGAAGCUAUUCACUUAAAUGUAUAACAGUACUUGUGGAAAUAACUUGCAAAAACAGGGACACAUGUUUUUGAAACGUUUAAUUGUAUAUCGCCAUCUAAACUCAACUGCUUCAAUGUAACCAAAGGAAAUGUCUGGUCCACGUUCUAGCGAUAUAACUCUCAAUCCUUUCAAAACUACAAACCUACAUCAGUUUACACAAUGGAACUGGUACGUUCAAGACAGAGAACUUGGCUGGCACCACAAGAUAACAUGCGCCUAUAUAGCAUCCAAAAGACAAGGAACAAAUGGCUAAAAUCUUAAGGUCAUAGGUGACAAAAUACAGACUUUUUAAGUACUUCAUAAAUGAAACUAAUGGUUUCCUUUUACAUAUUUAGUGCAAGCAUUGCUCAACCACGGACAAUCUGAAAUCGCAUUCAUAUCUGCUGAGGAUAAAAUGAUUUCAGGUUUUUUUUUUAAAUGUUGCAUUGCAUGUCUUAAAGCGGAUACAUUCUAGAACGCACUUGGAUGGAUGUUCAGCGUUGAAACACGGGACAAAGAACGCGGGACAAACACAAGGGGAGGGGGCGGGGGCAACGUGCCCUCGUCCACACAGACAGCAGCCAGGGGGCAGCACCGUUAGCUUGGGCCACUGGCAGGCACUUAAGCCAAUCCAAUCACACAGCUUCGGUGGGUUGGAUUUGGGGUUGAGACAAAGGCUCGAAACCUAUCGGUUGGCAAAUGUAAUCCUGCCUCCGGUGAUUUUUCACUUUGGCAAAAAGCCACUUGAAUGUAAAUAAUAAGAGCCCUACUUGUAAUAAGCUAAACAAAUUGUAUUUCUUUAUUCAUAUGCCUCCCGACUUUUUUAAACUAUCUACAAAAUUCAAUAAUUUAAACAUGUACGUUCUAUUUACAAUGGUAAACUGUAAACAGUCUAGAAAAUCAUAGCACUUCUCUUUGAGAAAAUGAGGGAAAAGAUGAUGCAUACUCUAGCAUGCUUGCCUUACAAAGUACAGUACUAGUAAAUAUACAGCAAUACACUUUUUAUAUUCUACCACAAGUUGCCUUUCAUAUGAUCUUAGUAGGUCCUCUAUACGUAAUUAUUACAUUGCAAUUGACUAAGAUAUGAUAAUUUAUGAGAAGCUGGGAUUGUUAGUCAAGUGUUUCCGGUAAAGGCCUUCGAAACAAAAAGAUGAAUCUUCUUUGUGCCAAGUCCUUCAGGUCCGUUUACAAAUCACUUAUAUAUGGAGCGAAGCUAAAUGUCAGCAAUAACCAUGAUCAAUCCACUGCUGGACGAGGUCCUCACCAAGUCAUCGCCUUCUCUCACAAUUCUGUGAUGUAAUAAUCCACCCAGCGCACGAGACAAUGUUAUUGCUCCAUUUACGCGAUGGAUGUUCUCUAAGACUUUUUCCAUCCCUUGACUGCCCCUCCAUGAACAUUCUUGGCCAUCAUCCCUCCUAGCGAUGUGUCCUUUCCAAGCCCACUUUUUUUUGUAACAGUCAGCAUGUUAUCUUUUAACCGAUACAUAUUCCGUGUGUUUCUCAAUGUAAUUACAAGCAAGCACCUCGACAUGCUGUGCACACUUUUCAGUUGGUUACAUUUUCUUUGUUAAUGUCCAUGUUUCUGAUACAUGUCUUAGCAGGUAAUAACACACUGAAUAAAACAUUCGACUUUA
Messenger RNA from Lethenteron reissneri (Far Eastern brook lamprey), 3508 nucleotides. RefSeq names its product programmed cell death 2 (gene PDCD2). The record is from RefSeq and is a predicted model, not a curated record. NCBI's taxonomy places the organism in Eukaryota, Metazoa, Chordata, Hyperoartia, Petromyzontiformes, Petromyzontidae. Gene Ontology annotation, cellular component: nucleus; cytoplasm.